UGUGAGUUUACAUCUUUUGCAGGGGGUGUAGUUUUUAUCUGGGGAUUUAGUCAGACUAAGAGCUCGCCUGGGUGAACGAACCCUGACCCAUCGAUUGACUAGCUCGCCUGCUUGGUUCGGUGAAUGGACCCUGAUUUCUCACGAGAUGGGACGAUGCCUAUCUGAGACUAGCGCUGUUUAUGGUCACUCACCUACAUAAAGUUUCCCCAGCUUCUACAGUACAACCUCAGUCAAUCCUCAACUUCUUUCGUAUGCGUACGUUAGACAUCCGUGACACUAGGUGAUGGCUGAUCAACAUGUUCAUGACGUUCAAAUGCGGUAGCCAGGAAAACGCAACCGAAAUGCACGACGUUCACGCGACAGAUCGCAUGGGCCGGCCGAAUAACACAUCCCAUGUAGCGUGCAAUUCCUGCCGCAAGAAAAAGCUUCGAUGCAGCCGCGAGAAAGUGGGAUGUCGUCGGUGCCAACAGCGUGGCACACGAUGUGUAUACGAUGUCCAGAAGAGUCGAGGUGGUAGCAACAGCAAGCGGCAAGAAGGGGCGCCAGCUGGAGUUGAGCGUCCAGAGACACCAGGUGGACGUAAUGGUAGCGAUCAGCAACCCGGGACAGUUGCUCAAGGGAGCGGACCAUCUUGGGAUGAUGAUGAUAUAUCCUGCAUCCAAGUGGCAGUUCCCAGCACAGCACCGGCACAGAAACAGCAAUCUCAAGAUCAAGCGAUGUCAUCCGGCUCGGAUGUCGGAUCACGCAAAGGCAGCGGCACCACCGUCACCACCACCGCCGCCGCCACAGCCAUCAAGGGAAGCAGCAGCAAUCGUAGCAAUAGAGAGAUUGCACGCCAUAAUGGGCCUCAAAACCAGCAAGAAGGUUUUCAGCAGGUUGUUCCUCAAGCAGAUGCCGUAGAGCAAAGUACUCAGACUGUUGCAACAUGUCCCGAAGACUCUGAUACCGGAUUCUUUCUUGACUUUGCGGAAGAAUAUUUGAACAAUCCACAGGGUGGCUUUACUGAACUACUUGACCCAUUCGAUCCGGAUGGGCUCCUCUCUCACAACCACAUGCCAGUUGAAACUCUGUCCAAUUCCCCAUUGACCCAAGUCUGCAAUGUCAACACCAAGGACAGAGGCUCAGACGGUUCAAGCCGCGCGUUUAGCUACGACUCAAGCAAAUACCAGGCGCUUGCUCCUCUAGACCAAUCAAUGCGGACCUCCUCUUCCAAGUCUAGCAGCGUCUCCUACUCCAAGUCUAGCAGCGUUUUCUAUUCCAAGUCAAAUACAUCCGACUCAAAUCGAACACCAUCUUCAAACUCGUCACGUAACGGCAUGGACAUCGAUACAGACUCAUAUGAGGACUCCAACAACAGCUACGAUGAUGGAGACUGCGAGUGCAUGGGCACAGCUCUACAGAUCCUCGAAGAAGUCGUCAUACCCCCCGUAGGUGCCGACUGGGCUAUGGCGGAGAAUACAAUGUUUCUUCUCAAAAACAACAUCUCUCGAUGCCUCGUCCUGUCUCAAUGUCGCGGGUGCCGACAAGAGUCAGGCAUCUGUAUGUUAACGCUGGUGAUAUAUGAGAAGCUCAUGACUGGGUUCGAGGAUGUCGCGCAAUGGUGGGGCAAGCAGGGCCAUCCUCAGGGAGCCCGGAGCGAUAAUCGUAGUCGCAGAGAAAGACAUCAUCAGACGCAGCAGCAGCAUCAGCAGCAACAACAACAACAACAAGAACAACAGCAGCCACAACAACAGCAAAGAUCGUCUGGGUCGAGGCAACUCCAACAAAAAACUCGGAUCACAAUGGGGAAAUAUCAGAUUGAUACUGCCGAAGAGCACCGAGCUGUGUUCGCAACCAUCAUCGCCUGCCAACUGCAACGACUCGCUGGACUUUCAUUGUUGAUGAUGCAACAUAGCAAGAAGGCAAAGUGGCUGGCGCAUGUGCAAUAUGGAGAAGGACUACGGCUCAGGAUAAAGAAACUGGAGAAGACGUGGAAAUGUUGAAAAACGGCCAACGAAGUCACAUUUCUACGACUGUGGUAGUUUUCUUCACGCUUACAUGAUUGAGGGGGGACGGUGCAGCGGCAAAGCGCCUGGAACAUCUCUGUAUGCAGAGGUGGGGGGUUUGAAUCCUCCUCCCCUUACCGCCAUUCUAUGGCUACCAACCAUCUGAACGGCUCAUACGCUACCUCAACGAGUCUUCAGAAAAAGUCCACCAAACUCCUGCACCUUAAA
Bipolaris sorokiniana ND90Pr is the source of this 2213-nucleotide messenger RNA. RefSeq lists its product as uncharacterized. Gene Ontology annotation, molecular function: zinc ion binding; DNA-binding transcription factor activity, RNA polymerase II-specific; transcription cis-regulatory region binding. Gene Ontology annotation, biological process: regulation of transcription by RNA polymerase II. Gene Ontology annotation, cellular component: nucleus. NCBI's taxonomy places the organism in Eukaryota, Fungi, Ascomycota, Dothideomycetes, Pleosporales, Pleosporaceae. The coding region runs from base 297 to 1982 and encodes 561 amino acids. The transcript has 3 exons. The record is from RefSeq and is a predicted model, not a curated record.